Australozyma saopauloensis is the source of this 1458-nucleotide messenger RNA. It is a transcript of the gene OSM1, whose product is annotated as Osm1p. Gene Ontology annotation, molecular function: oxidoreductase activity; FMN binding. The transcript has a single exon. Lineage: Eukaryota; Fungi; Ascomycota; Pichiomycetes; Serinales; Metschnikowiaceae. Bases 1 to 1458 code for a protein of 485 amino acids. The record is from RefSeq and is a predicted model, not a curated record.
AUGCUCAAGGCGUGCGGAAUCUUUACUAAUCACAUCAGAAACAUGUCUCACAACCAAAUCUACGACGUUAUCGUCAUUGGCUCCGGAUUGGCCGGACUCACCACCAGCGUCAAGCUACUGGAAGGUGGCUUGAAAGUGGCUGUCGUUGAAAAAGCCGAGAAAAUGGGCGGAAACUCCAUCAAGGCCUCGUCGGGCAUAAACGGUGUUCCCACCAUUUAUCAAAGAAAGGACGAGAAGGAUUCAGUGGAGGAAUUCUACAAAGACACAAUUCGGUCGGGAAAAGGGUUGUGUGUUGAGACUUUGGCGAAAACUUUAUCUCUGGACAGUGCCAAGGCCAUUCUGUGGUUGUCGGAGGAGUGUAACGUCGAUUUAUCAGUCGUAGCACGUUUGGGAGGCCAUUCAUUUGCACGUACGCAUCGUGGCAGUGGAAAUUUGCCUCCUGGAUUUGCUAUUGUGUCCACCCUUAUCAAGAGAUUGCAGCUGUCGGAGAGUGUGCUGGUCCUCACUCAGACACGAUUUGUAGACUUCAUCAAGAACAAAAACGAAGUUGUUGGUAUUGUUGCUCAGAAAGAAAACGAGCCCGUCCAUGAAUUGAGGGCAAAAAAUAUCGUCCUUGCUACAGGUGGAAUCUGUGCCGACUUGACUGGACCCGACUCCAUGAUCAAGCGCUUCAGACCGGAUCUUUUAGAUUAUCCUCAAACAAACUCACCAUUGACUACAGGAGAUGGUCAAAAAAUUGCCGAGUCGUCGUUGGGUGCCAAUUUGAUUCAAAUGGACCAAAUUCAGGUCCACCCAACAGGUUUCAUCCAAUUGAAAGGGCCCGAGCAAAUAGCCAGCAAGUCCAAAUUCUUGUGUGGUGAGCUUAUCAGAAGUAUCGGUGGUAUUCUUCUCUCUCCAUUAACAGGAAAGCGUUUUGUCAACGAAUUGACUACUAGAGAUGAAGUGACCAAGGCUGUCUUGAACUCUUGUGGUGAACCACCGGUGGCCGCCAUUGUAGUCAGCGAAGAAGACUACGAGAAAGCUAAAUCCCACAUCGGAUUUUACAUGUCUCAGCUGCUUAUGUUCAAGGGCACCUCGAGCGACUUAGUCGAGAAGUUUAAAGAAAUUAUACCAUCUUUGACCACUCUGCCAUCGGCGUUUGACGCGGGCUUAUCCGAGUUCAAUGGCAAUAUUGAGAACGACCACUUUAAAAGAAGUCACUUUGGUACAGUAGUUGGCGAGACCUUCUAUUUUGGUUUCAUCACCCCUGUUCUCCACUUCUCCAUGGGUGGCAUUGAAACCAAUAGCGCCAGUCAAGUGUCGACCAAAGAAGGUGUCACCUUACCCAAUGUUUUCGCAAUUGGUGAGGUCAGUGGAGGAGUUCAUGGCGCCAACAGGUUGGGUGGAAGCUCCUUAUUGGAAUGUGUGGUCUUCGGCACUAGAGUAGCAGAACAUAUCCUAGGAGAUGCUAAGAAUUAA